CACCGUCAAUGGCUCGGGCUCCCUACGGUGCUCGAAGCCUCGAUCUCUUGCCACAAUGCAGCCUCGCCUCGUGGUUUGGCAAAAGUUCUCGAAGGCUGUGCUGGUUAUUAUCGAUCUCCACCUCGAUCUCUCGUUAUCGGUAGACAUCUAACUAGCUCUAGCUAGCUAUUGCUAUUCUCUUUCCCACCGUUCAACAGCAAGAUGAUGAAACGAUUCGCCUAUGUGCUGCUGCUUUUGGUGUUGGCAGUGGCCGCCGCAGAAGGUGCCGGUACUACGUUUGAUAUCAUUAGCACAGCAGAAACCAACUUAGAAGACUCUCCGUCCUCCAGCCCAACAGUCAUACAAUCUUCCGAUGACUGGGUAUUUCCAUCCACAAUUUCCUUACGAGCCGGCGUCUUGUUGGCUCCUCCCUUUGCCUCUCAGUCCGAAGAUGGUGAAUUCGGUGGCUUUCAAAUCGAUCUGCUGAGGAGAAUGCAGAUCUUUGCCAAGGAGAAUGAUAAUAUCACUUUUGAUGUGACUUUAGACCUGAGCCCUCCUCAAUACGGUGCUGCAUUUGAUUUGGUGGCCACUGAUUGUGUGGACCUUGCCAGCAAUACCACUCAUUCCGCCGAAGAUUGCGACAAAUUCGAUAUUAUCAUUGCCAAUUACUACGCCACGGCUUCCCGGCAUUUGCGAGCUCAUCUAUCUCCUACGGUUCUUCAAUCCUCCAUUUCCGCCAUCAAAUACGUAGACAAGACAGGACCAGAUUACACAACCCUCUCCCAAGCCCAAGCUGCCCAAGCUCCCAUCUGCCUCAAAGACGGGACAUUCUAUGCUAGAGUCGUCCGAGAAAAGUUCCCUUCAGCUGCCUAUUACAGUUGCCCCAGUCAUGAAGAGUGUAUCCAAUCGCUCAAAGAAGAAAAGUGUGUUCUCACCUGUGACGAUGAACUCCAAUUACACUAUGCAGCGGCCUGGGAUCCUUCCCUGGAAGUCACGGGCGAACGGUUCAAUACACAAAAUAUAGUAUGGGCAUACUCCCGGGCAUUGCCACAAACCACGCUUACGUUGCUGGAUAUGUGGAUGCGAGAUGCAAUUACUAAUGCCACCACGGAUGAGCUCUUUUCCACGUAUUUCCAAAAGGCACUCUGCCCCAUCGGAACUGCAGGAGAGCAGUGCGAACUACCUUGUGACCCGGACCAUGGCCACAGUAAUGCAAGAGGCGUCUGCAUUUGCGAGUCAAGCAAAUGGACUGGUGAUGACUGUUCCAUUGAGGUCCCCGAGAAUGUCAACUCGCUGUCAAGUGGCAUGGUCUGGGCUGCCUAUAUCAUGUUCAUCCUGAAUGUUUUCACGAUCAUGCUUUGUGCAGUGUGGCUGUACUGGAAACGCACAACUCCCCAAGUGCUGGUUAGCCAACCCUCAUUCUUGUGUUUGGUUUUGGCAGGCUGCUUGAUUAGCAGCAGUACCAUUCUUGCAAUGGCACAAGAAGACACAGGAGAAGGACCGGUACCUGCUUGCAUGGCAAUUCCAUGGCUGUACAGUGUUGGGUUUUGCAUCACCUUUGGGACACUCUUUGCAAAGAUCCGCCGUGUAUUCUUCAUCUUCAGGAAUGCUACCAGUACCUUUGGCAAUAAACACUUGGUUAGUGUGUGGGAAACACUGGCUGUCAUUGGGGCUGUCCUAGCAGUGGAUGUAUUCAUUUUGAUUCUCUGGACAGCACUAGAUCCCUUGCAAUGGCAGCGAGAAGUCCUUACCGAAGAUAUCUUUGGAGUACCUUUAGAAAGCAUUGGAUAUUGCACUGCAGAACACUGGGCGAUUUGGGCAGGUCUUAUUGCCACAUUGCAUUUGCUGCUCAUGGCAGUAGCAUGCUUUAUGUGCUAUGCAGCACGAAACAUCCCCACAAGGUUUGCUGAAGGCAAAUACAUUUCCAUAGCAAUGAUAUCAAAUUUACAAAUCUUUGUGGUGGGUGUGCCAAUUCUUGUGAUCAUUGGAGCGGAUCCUCAGACAGGGUUCUUUGUUCGAAGUGUAAUCAUCUGGAUGAAUGACUUUGUGGUUGUCACAUUGAUUUUCGGGAAUUUGAUCUACUCUGUUCACUUUCAGCCCAACAAACAGAGAGGUAGUGAUCCAAAUUCUGUUCGUGAUGUGGUUGGAAGUGCUAUUCAGCAGUAUCGAUCCAAUGUUCUGAGAGAUACAAAGGCGUCUUGGAUGGGAUCAUCAGGGAUCGACGGGUCUGAACACGCUGGGCAAGCCAGGGCGCAACAGAGUCCUGAUAUCAAAGAUAUCAAAGAACACGGUGAAAACAGUGAAAGCAGUGACCAAGAUUACGUAGACGAGGAAGACCAGGCAGAUCUGGCACCAAUGAGGUCCUUUGCAAGUGGCAGAACAUCCAUCGAUCCACUGGGAGAUGACAAGAACUCCUGGGGAAUGAAUACACUUUCCAUGAUGUUGCCUUGCGAUGGUGAUGAAUCCGAAGGUGAGGAGGGCCGUCAAGGAUAUGUAGCACCUUCUCAAAAGCCGGUUGAUGUCUUAAAGGACAAAACCUCCUGGGGAGCAGGGUCUCUGUCCACGUUUGUUUCGGAUUGAAAACAAGGGCACCCAUACAUAUACAGUCGUACUACUAGAAGCUGGAUAAAGGCAGCGUUUUUG
Seminavis robusta is the source of this 2622-nucleotide messenger RNA. The record is from the annotation of a GenBank genome assembly. NCBI's taxonomy places the organism in Eukaryota, Bacillariophyta, Bacillariophyceae, Naviculales, Naviculaceae.